AUGGUCGACUCCUGCUGUGGUUGCAGCUGCUGUCAACCCUGCUGCUGCCAACCCUGCUGCUGUCAGACCACCUGCUGCAGGACUACCUGCUGCCACCCCUGCUGCUGUCAGACCACCUGCUGCCGCCCCAGCUGCUGCUGUCAGCCCUGCUGCUGCCCCAGCUGCUGCCAGACCACCUGCUGCAGGACCACCUGCUGCCGCCCCAGCUGCUGCAUCAACUCCUGCUGUGGCUGCAACUGCUGCCAGCCCUGCUGCUGCAGGACCACCUGUUGCAGGACCACCUGCUGCCGCCCCUGCUGCUGUCAGCCUUGCUGCUGCCAGCCCUGUUGCUGCCCCAGCUGCUGCCAGACCACCUGCUGCAGAACCACCUGCUGCCGCCCCAGCUGCUGCACAAACUCCUGCUAUAAAAUUUACACAGAACAUUCUGCGUGUGCCAGCUGUGAUCCGUCUUCUCAUGCCUCUCAAGUACAGGUCAUGGCUGUCUUCUUCCAGAGCCUAGAACUUUCUGCUGAGGACUUCCUCUAUGGAAAAGGAAACUCCAGGCAGGAGCUCAGGCCCCCAAUGGCACAGCUGCAACAGAGAGGGGAGCUGCCCUGCUGCUGCCAGACCACCUGCUGCAGGACCACCUGCUGCAGGACCACCUGCUGCCGCCCCAGCUGCUGCUGCCAGUGCUGCUGCCAACCCUGCUGCUGCCAGACCACCUGCUGCAGGACUACCUGCUGCCGCCCCUGCUGCUGGUAUAAAAGAGCAUGUGGGACAGAGAGCCUUCCAAACUGUUCAGCCACAUCUCCUUGCACACCCACCCACAACCUCCAUUCUCUGACACCAUGGUCAACUCCUGCUGUGGCUGCAGCUGCUGCCAGCCCUGCUGCUGCCAGACCACCUGCUGCAGGACCACCUGCUGCAGGACCACCUGCUGCCGCCCCAACUGCUGCUGUCAGCCCUGCUGCUGCCAGCCCUGCUGCUGCCCCAGCUGCUGCACUGAUUCCUGCUGCUGAGUCAUUUCAUCUGUGUCCUCCUGCUUUUCAGUAG
Messenger RNA from Perognathus longimembris pacificus (Pacific pocket mouse), 1032 nucleotides. RefSeq names its product keratin-associated protein 4-12-like. The coding region runs from base 1 to 1032 and encodes 343 amino acids. Lineage: Eukaryota; Metazoa; Chordata; Mammalia; Rodentia; Heteromyidae. Gene Ontology annotation, cellular component: keratin filament. The record is from RefSeq and is a predicted model, not a curated record. The transcript has 7 exons.